CUAGUCUCAAUGCGGAGCGGGCUAUGACAGCCUCCGUGCUCCUCCACCCCCGCUGGAUCGAGCCCGUCAUGUUCCUCUACGACAACAGCCUGGAUGAGAUCAAUAAGAACAUGGACGGGUUUCACGCCGGCAGCAACUUCGCGGCGGCGGCGGCGGCCAACCCCUGCCGCAACCUGAUGGCUCACCCCGCGCCCCUGGCCGCCCCCAGCGCCGCCGCCUACACCUCCAGCGAGGCCCCCGCCGCCGGUAUGGCCGAGCCCGCUGUCAAGCAGUGCAGCCCCUGCUCGGCCGCCGUGCAGAGCUCCUCCGGCGCCGCUCUGCCCUACGGCUACUUCGGCAGCGGAUACUACCCCUGCCGCAUGACCCACCACAACGCCAUCAAGUCCUGCGCCCAGCCCGCCUCCACCUUCGCCGACAAGUACAUGGACACCUCCGUCUCCGGCGAGGAGUUCACGUCGCGGGCCAAGGAAUUCGCCUUCUACCAGGGCUACGCCGCCGGGCCCUACCAGCCGGUGCCCGGCUAUCUGGAUAUGCCCGUGGUGCCCGCCAUCGGCGGCCCCGGCGAGCCGCGCCACGAUCCCCUGCUCCCCAUGGACAGCUACCAGCCUUGGGCCAUCACCAAUGGGUGGAACGGGCAAGUGUACUGCCCCAAGGAGCAGAGCCAGCCGCCUCACCUCUGGAAAUCCACCCUUUCGGACGUCGUUUCGCAUCCCUCCGAUGCCAACUCGUACAGACGUGGGAGAAAGAAGAGAGUGCCUUACACAAAGGUCCAGUUAAAAGAACUCGAAAGGGAAUAUGCUACAAAUAAAUUCAUAACCAAAGACAAACGGAGGAGGAUAUCGGCAACUACAAAUCUGUCAGAGAGACAGGUCACAAUCUGGUUCCAAAACAGAAGAGUGAAAGAGAAAAAAGUGAUCAACAAAUUGAAGACUACCAGUUAGUGGAUUAAAAAUGGAGAAGCAGCAACUCAAAAGUUUCAGAACUUUUUU
This is a messenger RNA of Calypte anna (Anna's hummingbird), 989 nucleotides long. RefSeq names its product homeobox A13 (gene HOXA13). The transcript is spliced from 2 exons. Bases 24 to 941 code for a protein of 305 amino acids. Gene Ontology annotation, molecular function: RNA polymerase II cis-regulatory region sequence-specific DNA binding; DNA-binding transcription factor activity, RNA polymerase II-specific. NCBI's taxonomy places the organism in Eukaryota, Metazoa, Chordata, Aves, Apodiformes, Trochilidae. The record is from RefSeq and is a predicted model, not a curated record. Gene Ontology annotation, biological process: regulation of transcription by RNA polymerase II.